AUGGAGCCUAGAACAAGACACUUGCUGGCUAUAGACUUAUUCGGCGGCUUUGAUUAUAGCUUCUAAAUAAUAAAUGAAAUUGAGAAAUAGAAUAAAGGAGAAUUGAGAUAUGUAUUCUCAACUAAAGACUCAUAACUGAAUGACCAAACUAUUGAAACUUAGAUUAAAUGGAAAAAGUAAAGACCUAAUCUGUAAUUUAUCUCAUCUGGAAUAUAGAGCGUAAAUAAAAAUGCUUCAAACAAAAAUCAACUAAAGGACCUUCAAACCCUAGAACUUGGAGAUAUAUGCAUAUGUUGUUUAGAAAGCCCUGGUCAUACACUAGACAGUGUAAGUUUAGUAAUUACACAUGUGACUCCAGAAAGUACUAAGAUACCUUUCUUGUUUACAGGGAAUAGUCUUGAAAUAGGAGGCUGCGGAAAAAUAAUAGAAGGCACUGCUGAUUAGAUGUUUUAUAGUUUACAGAAGCUCAUAAAUUUACCUAAUGAAACUUUAGUUUUCAAUGCUAACGAGAAUUCUAUUGAAAAUCUAAGAUUUGCUAAGCUUAUUGAGCCAGAAAAUCCAAUGAUUGACUUUAAGCUCAAACAAUGUUAGAAAGCAAUAGAUAGUGGAGACUUUACAGUUCCUUCAAAGUUAAUGGAUGAGAGACUCUAUAACCCAUUUAUCAAAUGCGCUAGAGAUGAUUACUUUUCAAAUAUUACAGGUGAAAGUGACCCAGUGAGAAUAUUUGCUAAAUUAAGAAAAUUAAGGGAUAAUUUUUAAUGA
Molecule: messenger RNA, 762 nt
Organism: Stylonychia lemnae
Lineage: Eukaryota; Ciliophora; Spirotrichea; Sporadotrichida; Oxytrichidae
Source: the annotation of a GenBank genome assembly